GUAAUUGGGAUGCUGCAUACUGGACAGCAUUUUCCUUUGUCCUUUCCACUCCUUUGUCACAUCUUUUAGAGACUAUGCUCCUGGAGGUAAUAUCUUGACUUGUUUGAACGACAGAUACCAUCUUCCAUGAGAGAUCUCUCUUAUAGCUUGCCUUCUUUUCUGCUAGCUCUGAUACCCCAGCGUCACUGAGGGCAACCGUGUCCGCAGUGAAAUACCCUCGCCAUGUCGACAGAUUACAAUUAUGAUGAACAGGGACAAUUUUUCCCGUUCUUCAUCCUGACUCUUACCGGCCUCGUCACCCUCCCUCUCACAUACAACCUUCUCAAGCCGAGCAAGGAGCUCGAGAAUACCGCCCCCCGGAUACAAUCAGAUUACAAGCCAGAACAUGGCGAUCUCAUCGAAGCACAGAAGCGCAAACGCCUGCGCAAGGAACGCCGUAUCAAGCGCAUAGUGACCGUCAUCGCAGGCUAUGCUAUCAUGGCAUGGAUGGCCUAUCUGAUCGUCGUCACUGCGAGAACCGUACCCAAGAUCUGGGAUCCAUAUGAAAUUCUGGGUAUCUCAAGGAGCGCGGACGAAAAAGCCAUCUCCAGGCACUACAAGCGUCUUUCUCUCAUAUACCAUCCCGACAAAAUUCGCCCUGAUCCCUCUAAGAACGAGACCAUCGAGACUCUCAACGAGCGCUUCGUUGAGCUGACCAAAGCCUACAAAGCGCUGACAGAUGAAGAAGUGCGGAAUAACUACAUUCAAUACGGUCACCCCGACGGCAAACAGAGUUUCAGCAUCGGUAUUGCUCUCCCCAAGCUCAUCGUUUCGGAAGGAAAUGGGAAAUACGUCUUGUUGGUGUACGGAGCUCUGCUCGGUGUUCUGUUGCCUUAUAUUGUCGGAAAGUGGUGGUAUGGAUCUCAGCGCUACACCAAGGAGAAAGUUUUAGUCGCAAGCGCCGGCAACAUCUUCCGGGAAUACAAGGAAGACAUCACCGACGGCGGUAUCAUCAAUGCGCUGUCUGCGGGCGUGGAGUUCAAGGACAUGCUCAAGGGCUCCCACGCGGAAGCUGGGCUUGCAAAACUUGAGAAGAAGGUUUUGGCCGAAGGUUCGAUUCUGGCGCCUGAGACUCGGAAGGCUCUCUCACAGAUGGACGAUUCCACCCGGCGAAAGGCGCUCGCAUUACUGUGGGCUUAUUUGGGCAGAAUUGACUUGGGGGAUGCCACGCUGAAUGGAGAGAAAUACGAGGCUGCUCCAAUUGCCCUCUCUCUGAACGAAGCGUUUACCGCCAUUUCCCUCGCCUUUGGUAACCUUCACCCUAUUCUCGGCUCCUUCCGCGCAUCCCAGCAUCUGAUCCAAGCUGUUGCUCCGGGAUCGUCGCCACUGUUGCAACUGCCAUACUUCAACAACGAAGUCAUCAAGGCUAUUGAAGGCGCAGAUGCCAAGGAUCAUUACACCGUGCAGAAGUUCAUGAGCUUGCCCGAAGACAAGCGGCGCAGUUUGACCGUCGGUGCUGGUCUUCUGUCCGAGAAGCAGUACUCGACAGCCGUGUCCGUCGCCAAGCAACUUCCUGUUCUUGAGGUCUCCAGGGCCUUCUUUAAGGUGAUGGGAGAGAAGGUCAUUACCCCAAGCAGUCUGGUGCAACUGGUUGUGAAAGCCCGGUUCAUCCCUCCGGGCUCCACCAACAUCCCUGAAGUUAACCCCGCCGAGCUGGAAGACAACAGACCUACCAAGACCGUCAACGGCCAACAAGUCGAGAACAAGAUCGAGACUAUCCAACCCCCUCUCGCGCACGCACCCUACCUGGCUCGCGACCACUCUCCUCGCUGGCACAUUUUCCUGGCCGAUGCCAAGCAAGGCAAGAUGGCCGUGCCUCCAUUUACCUUCACCACCUUCGACAAGCCCCUGUUUGACGAGGCAGGAAAGCCCACCUUCAACGUGCAAACACUUAAGAUGCAGUUCCAGGCUCCUCCUCAGGUAGGAGACUUCACCUUUGUCAUGCACAUGAUGUGUGACAGCUAUCUGGGUCUCGACACAAAGCUUGACAUCACGCUACAUGUCGACGAUCCAGCCAAGGCGGCUGCUCUCGAGGAAGAAGACGACAUCAGCGAGCCCGAUGAAGAUUCUAUUGCUGGCCAAAUGCAGGCCCUGAAGACCGGCCAACCGCCCAAGAAGAAGGCACGGAAGCCCUCUGAUGAGUCUAGCGAGGAGGAGAGUGAUACGGAUGGCGAUGCGGGAGAUACCAGCGACACGAACACAGAAACUGACGUUGAUGAUUAAGGGAGUCUUGUUCUGACAGCCCAGAAGGGACAUUCAAGGGCAAUAAAAACGGAGAACCACCCAUGAUUUCUCCGCGCGAAUGAUACACUCAGUCAAUAUAAGCCUCGCUUUUUAAAUAUCUAUCCCCGCAAUAGGCUCGUCCAUGGUUUGUCUGCUCCUGGAGUUAUUUCUUCAUAUAAUGUUUGUUAGUUCUCAAGGCGUCAAUUUGAACUCUCUGAUG
Aspergillus novofumigatus IBT 16806 is the source of this 2482-nucleotide messenger RNA. Its product is annotated as J domain-containing protein. The transcript has 8 exons. Gene Ontology annotation, biological process: SRP-dependent cotranslational protein targeting to membrane; post-translational protein targeting to endoplasmic reticulum membrane. Lineage: Eukaryota; Fungi; Ascomycota; Eurotiomycetes; Eurotiales; Aspergillaceae. Bases 223 to 2262 code for a protein of 679 amino acids. Gene Ontology annotation, molecular function: RNA binding; transmembrane protein transporter activity. Gene Ontology annotation, cellular component: Sec62/Sec63 complex. The record is from RefSeq and is a predicted model, not a curated record.